CAAUUUGAUUGAUUAUUUAAUUAUUUGAUUAAAAAUGGUUUUGUUUUGUUUAUUCAUUGGUUGGUGCAGCUGGUUGUUCCAAAGAUAAUUUGAAAUUUAUAUGUCUUGGGAUUGCCAUUUGUCUGGGCUUCCCCAAACUGUGGAUUCUUGUCUGUAAUUUUGCUCUAAACCUCUCUUCUCUUCUCUCCUCUCUUGCUCUUCGCACUUCUUCCCCUUCUCUUUCUUCUUCAGCAGAGGUAGCAUUAUAUACUUCUUGAACCUAAGCCUCGAAGGAGAUGUGUAGCUGACUCAGUUGUGAAGGGACCAGAAACAAGCACAUCUGAAUUUGAGUUAUAAAUUUUACGAUGUAUUCAAACCAAGCGUUUUCUUCAGGGUCCUAUGCAGAUAUGUUGUCUGGGAAUCCCCUUUUACCUCAUAACUACAGUGAAACUGUUGGAGGACAAAAUGAGUUGAAGUUCAUGACAUCCUUGAGGGACACCAUGACUGUGCAAUCUAUUGAUGGGCAUUCAAAUGCGCCCCCCACAGCUGAUCAAGACUCUUUUUCCAAUGCUGGAGAUUCCCAUUCUCAUCUUGUUCCAAGAACAACACAAUUGGGACUUGUGGACAGUGAGCAAAGUGUACAGAACCAAGGCCUGUCUCUUAGCCUUGGCUCAGUGAUGCCUUCUAUUGCAUCAGUACCUACCUUUCCAUAUCAGUAUCCCGGCGCAAGUUUCUCUUCACUAAUGGCUUCUUCUGUUCCAAAUUUAAAGGGCACUUCAUCUAUUAAAGAUGAUGAAGCCAGCCUACAAAGGGAAUUGAGAAAUGCUGAGUGCAUGGCAUCUUUAGCUUCUUCUGGCUUUCACAAAAGGGAGGGUUUGUUGUAUACUCCACAACACCCCUCAAUGUGCCUCAGUGAAGGCCAAAGCGAUGGAUCACUAGGCUUCUCCAGCAGUGUCUUGAACUCACAAUACCUCAAGGCAGCACAGGAGCUGCUUGAUGAAAUAGUCAAUGUUCGAAAGGCUUUGAAGCAAACUGGUUUAGAGAAGCAACAGAGUUUCCGUGAUAUUGGUUUAGAUGGCUCCAAAGAUUCUGAUGGAAAAUCCACCAGCCAAUCAGGGCAGAUAUCUUCAUGUCCCAAUAGUUCUGCUGCAAACACUUCAUGUGAGCUCUCACCUGCAGAACGACAGAAUUUAUUGGACAAGAAGACAAAACUUCUAUCCAUGUUGGACGAGGUUGAUAAAAGAUACAGACAGUACUGCCACCAGAUGCAGAUCGUGGUUUCAUCUUUUGAUAUGGUUGCUGGUUGUGGAGCAGCUGAACCAUACACCGCACUAGCCUUGCGCACGAUAUCACGUCACUUUCGGUGUUUACGCGAUGCCAUUAGUGGCCAAAUUCAAGUGACUCAAAGGAGCCUUGGAGAACAAGAGGGAAUACCUCGUCUACGCUAUGUUGAUCAGCAGCUUCGGCAGCAAAAGGCCCUUCAGCAACUUGGUGUAAUGCGACAAGCUUGGAGGCCUCAGAGGGGACUUCCUGAAAACUCUGUUUCAAUACUUCGAGCAUGGCUCUUUGAGCAUUUCCUUCAUCCUUAUCCAAAGGAUUCAGAGAAAAUUAUGCUGGCUAGGCAAACUGGCUUAACAAGAAACCAGGUGGCAAAUUGGUUCAUUAAUGCAAGGGUGCGUCUUUGGAAGCCAAUGGUUGAAGAAAUGUACAAAGAAGAAUUUGGAGAUUCCGAGAUGAGCAGCAAUCUAUUACCAUCAGAGAGCCCACUGAAAGCUCCAAGAGAUGAUGUUCAAUCUUCUGACAGCAAAAGGGAAGAGUCCCAGGAAAACUUAAUAACAGUGGAUGAUAGUGUUAUUCAGCAUCAUGGAUUGAAGUUGGAUCAUGCCUCGGAGUUGGAAAGGGGUAUCCAAAGUAGUGAUCAUGAAGAAAAUGCCAUGGAUCCUAGAAUUGGGAAACUGCAGGGUGACCAAAGAUUCAACAUCAAUAACAGCAACAGUUCUUAUUACGGGGAAGGCUGCAUAAUUGCUCCUACUACUGCCACAUAUGAUUUGUCAGAGUUAGGUAACAUUGGUGUAGGUGGACACGUGUCACUAGCAUUGGAAUUGAGGAACUGUGAAAGUGAAGGGUUUGGCGAUGACAUGCAUAGAAGACGUAAGAAAACAUUGGCUUCUUCCCCAGAGGCUGAUCUGCUAGAUUACCAUUUCACAGAGCAAGGAAAGCAACAAAACAAGUUUGGCAAUCCUCACCUAUUACACGAAUUUGUUGUGUGAUGAAGGGUGAAGAGAACAAUGGUAAUGUGUACCACCAAAAUAGUUAGAUAGACAAAAAAGCCUAUGUUGUUAUUUUACUUGGUUGCUCAUUCUUGUUGUCCACAGUUCAUGAAAGUCAUGUAAAUCAUGAACCGUACAAAAAUACACACGUAGGUAUGUGUAGAUAUUCUCUUGUAAUAUGGUGGUGAAGGGAUGAUUGGUUGUAUCAAAGAAUGCAGGCAAUUUUGUAAGGACAAGGAACGUAUCUUGUGCAUCAUGCGUGAUGAAUAAGGAAUCUUGUGAAGAGCGGAAAAGGGGUACCCAUCUGAAUGCAUUGACUCUUGUGCUCUCUCGUCAUUGAAGUUUGUGUCUUUCAUGAAUCACUAUGCUUCAUAAACCAUAACUUCUUCAUGUAAAAGGAGUACAAUCAUAUUGAUUACUUUUGUUAAUACUAUUUGCCUUUGGGUUUAUUGGUGUUGAA
Vigna unguiculata (cowpea) is the source of this 2709-nucleotide messenger RNA. RefSeq names its product BEL1-like homeodomain protein 7. Gene Ontology annotation, molecular function: DNA binding. NCBI's taxonomy places the organism in Eukaryota, Viridiplantae, Streptophyta, Magnoliopsida, Fabales, Fabaceae. Gene Ontology annotation, biological process: regulation of DNA-templated transcription. The record is from RefSeq and is a predicted model, not a curated record.